AUGGCUGCUCAUCACUCCAGCCCUCUGUUCUUGGCCUCCCUGCUGGCCCUGCUAGCCCCAGUUCUUGCUCUGGAGAUCGCAAACCUGGGAAGGCUGAAUGCAAGGUUAUCUGAUAUCAUUAAUAUCCGCUCCUUUGAGCCUCUUCCCGAUGAAGCCGAAGACAGGGGGCAGGGGAAUCUGGAAGGUGAACCUCGGCAGGUACAGGGUAAGGCAGGCUUCCUCAGGGAUUGCAGUGAUCUCCCCAUUAACAGCCCCAGCGGCGUCUAUGUCAUCCAGCCCACGGGACAUCAGGCCGUCCUGGUGUACUGUGAGAUGAAUGGGCAGGAUGUGGGCUGGACCGUGAUCCAGAGGAACAACAGAGACACAUCAAUCACCUGGAACGAGUCUUGGAGCACCUACAAGCACGGCUUUGGGAACGUGAACUCUGAGUUCUGGCUGGGCAACGAGUACAUCUACCAGAUCACCAAGCAGAGGGUCUACCAGGUCAGGUUUCUCAUCUGGGAUGCUUCAGACAACAAGAAGUUUGCAGACUACAACCUGUUCAGCCUGGAUGACGAGUCCCAGGGCUACCGGCUGAGGCUGGGAGCGCACUCGGGGACGGCAGAGGAUGCCAUGGCCUCCGCGAGUCCCACCACUGUGCACGACAACAUGAAGUUCUCCACUAAAGAUCAGGAUCAGGACACUUCCAGUGGGAACUGUGCUUCCAGCUCCGGGGGUGGGUGGUGGUACUCGUCGUGUUACUCCGUGCAGCUGAACUUCAAGGGGCCCCUGACAUGGGGCAACCUGUGCAAGGGGAACUGCAGAGCCUCUGCCAUCCUCAUCAAACCCCUCACCUGCUAG
Neopelma chrysocephalum (saffron-crested tyrant-manakin) is the source of this 840-nucleotide messenger RNA. RefSeq names its product fibrinogen-like protein 1-like protein. The record is from RefSeq and is a predicted model, not a curated record. NCBI's taxonomy places the organism in Eukaryota, Metazoa, Chordata, Aves, Passeriformes, Pipridae. Bases 1 to 840 code for a protein of 279 amino acids. The transcript has 4 exons.